Ostreobium quekettii is the source of this 1230-nucleotide messenger RNA. Lineage: Eukaryota; Viridiplantae; Chlorophyta; Ulvophyceae; Bryopsidales; Ostreobiaceae. The record is from the annotation of a GenBank genome assembly.
AUGGGCCUGAGGACGGGAUUGGCGCUGUGCGUGCUGUUCCUGGGCACCCUGUGCUGUCGCGGCAGCCUGGAUGCCGACCUCGAAAGGGUGAAAGAUUUCAUGACAGCCAGAGGUUACCAUUGCGACAUGCCGUCGCCGGCGGAGGUGGGAGAGUGGCCUGUCGAAGGUGCGGGCACCGGGGGCGGCGAGAGGGGCGCCAUGGGCCCCAGGGGACGGGCCUUGUGGCGCGAAAAGGGGUGGGGCUCCCCGGAGGACGUGGACGCGAUGACGGUCCUGAUGGACGGCACGGUGUGCCUGAGGUGGAAAGAAGGCUACGAAUUCGGCAGCGAUGAUACGAAAGAAAACCAAACAUGGCUGGGGGGUCGAAGGCUGGCGGGGGGAGUGGCGGGGAAAUCCCUCACAUUCCCUUCGAAUGAGGGAUUGGUGGGAGAGGAGGCGUUAGGGGGGGAGGGCGGCCAGCGGCGCAAAGUGAUGCAGGCGGGGAGUGGGGCGUUUGCGGAGGAGCCGGGCCUGCCGUCCACGAGGAGGGGGAGGACGCGCGUGCCCCUCGAGAGCUCCACGGAGAAGCCCUUCAGCGCCAUUGGGCAGGUGGGCAGGUUCUGCUCCGGCGCACUGGUGGGCCCCUGCCAUUACCUGACUGCCGGCCACUGCGUGUGGGAGUCGGAGAUCGGGAUGGUGACUUCCGGGGCAAACUUCAAUCCGGGGCGCAAUGGCGAGGAGCUGCCACAGCCGCUGGGCCAGUUCCAAGCGCUGCAGGUGUACCCUGCCAUCAAGUGGACACUGUUUGAGAACUCCUCUGCCGAUGUGGCCAUCGUGCAAGUUCAGGGGACCCCAGGAGACGAGCUGGGGAUGUUCAAGUUCACUGGUGAAAACUUGCCUGCUGCUGUGGGCCUGAACAACGCGGGCUACCCGGUCGACAAGCCUGACGGGGAGAUGUGGUUCGACUUCUGCGAUGCCGUCAUCCCCAGAGAUGGGGAGAACAGAGGAUUAGUCAUCCACGAUUGUGAGACUACCAGCGGAAGCUCUGGCUCAGCCUUGUGGACAUAUUCCCCUGGGGAUGGGGAGAGAGAAGAUGAACGAACGAUCGUCGCAGUGCACAGCGGCCGGAGGAUUGGCGUCACGGAGGACACUAACCAGCUGCUCCAAGAGCCAGGCGCCCUGCACCUGACAGGGAGCAUCCUGAGGGAGUUGCAGAAUGCUAUGGAAGACAUGGUGUGCGUCCCGACCUAA